Molecule: messenger RNA, 886 nt
Organism: Beta vulgaris subsp. vulgaris (sugar beet)
Lineage: Eukaryota; Viridiplantae; Streptophyta; Magnoliopsida; Caryophyllales; Amaranthaceae
Exons: 2
Coding region: 323-769 (148 amino acids)
Source: RefSeq, a predicted model, not a curated record
CCUACAUCCCUUCCGCAAUUAACCCUUCUGAAGUGACCCAAGUUUUACAAGUGAUGAUCUAUAAGCUAAUUUUAAGUCAGUAAGGCCCGCUAAAAGUUAAGACCCCCUAAAGUUGGGACCUACACAGGUUAAUCAAUAGUUCAGACCUUUUAAAAAUUAUCACCCAAAGUUCAGACCUCUAUUGUCAAUUUUUCCUAUUUAAAGGCUCUUAGUUUGUCUUUAAGUCACUUGACAUGCUUUUAUGAAUAAUAUAGUUAAACCUUUCUAAUAAAAUAUUAUGAUUGCGACAUUGUGUUUUCAUUUGCCUAUGGAGUAAUAAAAGAUGGCAGUAUACAUUCUGCAUUACUUUGAUGAAAAAGUAUACAAGACAUUUUGUAGGGUAAAGAGUGACAAGACAUUUUGGAAUCAUGUCCAAAAUGCUCAGGGGAACCUAGAGAAGAAAGGGUUGAAUGUUGAAAUCAAGAGGGUGUAUCGUCAAAUUCUACAGGUGAUGACCAAGCGACAUCAAAAUAAUCAGAUCAUUGAUAAUCUAUUACAGAAUUUGAAUGUUAAUGCUGACACUCACGAAGUCACAUUCACCCGUUUUCAAAAAGUGAAUUCACUCGAGGAUGAAAUCUUGAAAGAUUUGAAGGAUUUUCGUCAGUUAUUGGUUCAGCUCAUGCCUGAUGAAGAUCUUACUGAAGAUGUCGACGUUCAUCACCAAUUGUUUGAGUUCCUAUAUCCAGAUCACAUUCCAGAUGAUGCAGAGAGAGUGGAGAGAGUGAAGUAAGUAUAUUCAGCCACUAUAACCUUUUUUGUUAUAAAUAAUUUACAAUGUUAAACAAUUUUUAUGACGUUGGAUGUAAGUCAAUAAAACUUUAAUGUUGGCAUGAUAUUAUAGUUUAUU